AUGAAUGCAAGAAUGUCAUCGAUGGAUUGGUUAGAUUAUUUUACACCAGUGAAUUUUGCAUCAACAAAACUAAUUGACGAUAAUGAACCUUAUGGAAAUUGUCGUCUAUUACGAGAUGAUUGUAAUGAUGAACAACUUAAUAAAGCAAAAUGGGCAUGGACUAUAAGUCAACAAACAACGAAAAAAUAUUGUAGUGAAUUGGGUCGUACAUUUCAAGUUGAUAUACCUAAUCAACGUUUCUUUGUCGUACAUGAACCAUUUAUAAAUAACGCGAGAUCAAAAUCUAUACCUUUGCUGAUUUUUUAUCAUGGUCUAAAUUCAUGCGCUUGGUAUUGUGCACUUGUGCGAACUGGAUGGCUACAAUUAUCUGCUAAAUACAAGUUUUUAGUCGUUUUUGGUCAAGGACAAGGUACUUUUUAUGAAUGUGGACCUCAACGUAAUCAAUAUGGUCAUCUUGGUUUUGGUGAUUUAUAUUGGGAAAUAGAACAACCUAAAGAUGAUUUUGAUUACCUUGACUGUCUAUUAAAUUAUAUAAAGAAUAAAUAUGAAGAUCUAUUGGAUACAGAUCGCAUCUAUUUUAUGGGCUAUUCUAAUGGAGCUUUGUUUAGUUCAAAUGUUGCUGUGCAUUAUGGUGGACAAACAUUUGCUGCUCUUUGUAACCAUUGUGGUGGUUUUGGUGGUCAGUAUAAUGAAGAAAAAAUGUUACAACCUAGAGAUAUUAUUGCUCCAUUACCAAUUUAUAUUCUAACCGGUACUGAUGAUGCUUACAAGGAAAGUUGUCUAAAAGCAAAGAAUUUGUUCGAAAUGGCACAUUGUUCAGUAACUAUCGAUAUAUUGGAAAAUAAAGGACAUUCUUAUUAUAUUGACAAGGAAGAAUUCAUUUGGACUCAAUUUUUUCUUAAGUAUCAAUGUUCGAAACUACACGAUUAA
Rotaria sp. Silwood1 is the source of this 930-nucleotide messenger RNA. NCBI's taxonomy places the organism in Eukaryota, Metazoa, Rotifera, Eurotatoria, Philodinida, Philodinidae. The record is from the annotation of a GenBank genome assembly.